UUCGGCUUGCGUGUCUCCGGGGCCUCGGCCCUCGGUGUUACUCGCCUACUCCCGCUAUCAGCGACAGUGAGUUGCUGGCUGGUCUAUGCAGCUGCUGUGGUUACGAGUCUUCAUAUCAGCACUUGCCGUGGUUGUCUUUGCAGGAGUGAUAAGUUCAAGAUGCGUCUUGUGAUCCUUGAGGACAGCGAGCGGGUUGCUGAGUGGGCCGCCCGCUACAUAAUCAAGAGGAUCAAUGACUUCAAUCCUCAACCAAACAAGUUUUUUGUCCUUGGCCUGCCAACUGGAGGCACACCACUUGGCACCUACAAGAAGCUAGUACAGUACCACAAAGCUGGAAAAAUUUCAUUCAAGUAUGUCAAGACCUUUAACAUGGAUGAGUAUGUUGGCAUUCCCCGGGAUCAUGACCAGAGUUAUCACAGCUUCAUGUGGGAGAACUUCUUCAAACACAUUGAUAUCAACCCAGCCAAUGCUCACAUCCUUGAUGGUAAUGCGCCAAACCUUGAGGUAGAGUGUCAGCAAUAUGAAGAGAAGAUUAAGGAAGCAGGUGGCAUUGAACUCUUCAUGGGAGGAAUUGGACCUGAUGGACACAUAGCCUUCAACGAACCUGGCUCCAGCUUGGUGUCUCGUACACGUGUUAAAACCUUGAACCAGGAGACCAUCACUGCCAAUGCUCGCUUCUUUGAUAAUGACAUGUCCAAGGUGCCCAAGCAGGCCCUCACUGUUGGGGUUGGCACAGUCAUGGAUUCCAGGGAGGUGAUGGUGCUGAUCACUGGCUCACACAAGGCUUAUGCACUGCAUAUGGCUAUUGAAGAGGGAGUGAACCACAUGUGGACAGUGUCAGCCUUCCAGCAGCAUCCACGGACCAUCAUGCUUUGUGAUGAGGAUGCAACGCUGGAGCUCAAGGUCAAGACUGUCAAGUACUUCAAGACACUCCAUGAUAUACAUUCAUGCCUGAUGGAUCAGGAACCACAGAUCUCUGGACAGUACAUCGCAAAAUGAUUGAUGACCACAUGAUGGAGUCCUUCUCCUAAACAACUCACUUCAGCAGACUAAGAGAGGGGACAGUCUGUGUGUUCAACAAGUAGUGCAAUUUUUUUAUCUUAUUUUAUUUUUAUUUAUUUAUUUAUUUAUUUUUUAUGGUAAUGAAGUGUACAUAAUGACAACUACAUUAGCCAUAUGAUGGUUUUACAAAUAUUUUUGAAUGCAAUGAAUGCCAUUUGAAUUUCAGAAUUUUAGUUUGCUUGAAGAUUAUCUUUAGCUAUAAUAUUAUGAUUAAAAUACCUGGUGAAUAUUUUUGUAAAAUGGUUUAAGAUUUGGUUGGUAAGUAAGUAAGGUGGUAAGUAAAACUUGCUCUCUAUGAUUUAGAAAUAAGAUACAGUAAAUUCCCUUACAAUUGUUACCCUUAUAUCCACCAUUCAUAUCCAGCUAGUACAACAAAAGAUAAAACUGGCAGACAUUGAGCACACAGGUUAGUUUCCUCCGUUAUGCACAGGCUGAUAUGUCCAGUACAUUGACCUAUGAUAUGUUUACAACCUUAUUUUUUUUUUCCAACUAAUCCCAAUCAGGUGCAGUAAAUGAUGGAAUGUACAAUAACUAUAGAUGGAUUAGUUGAGUUUAAGCGUCAUAGUUUGAGUUGUUCAUGGAUAUGUAAGAUAACUUCAAGAACUGUUACAUACUAACAUCACAUUACAGCCAGAAAGUAGGUGACCAUAAGCUAUGUCUGUAUGGUAUACAUGGAAAUUUUAAGUACUUAAUGUGAAAUGAGAAGUACAGCAUUUUAUAUUGCACAUUGCUGAAAUUAUAAAGGAGAAUAAGAUAUUCUUUAUUAUUUUCUUAUUGAAGUAUCAUAUCUCAUAUCUUUAAGAACUGCACAAGUUUCACUUAUAUAAAGUAAGGCAAUUCAUAAUGUUUAUGUAAACUCUCCUCAGAAUGAGGUAAAUAUGCAUACCUCAUUAUUCAUUCAUGCUUUUUAGGCAUCUAACAUAUUUGCAGCAACAGCAAAACAAUAAACAAACCUCUAGUUUUAUGUGAAGAUAAAACUGUUACUCAAAUUGUUUCUGUGUCCAUUAUGGGAAGACUUUUUUAAGCACGAAUUCUUUUCAUAUAUUUGGUUGGUAUUGCCUAAGGUUAAAAAUGUACCAUAAUCUCCACACUAUUUUUACUCCAUCCUCCUGAAGAUCAAGUUAAUUUCUUCUCCUUUGCUUUGAAUCCAGAUUUUAAUGUUCUUCUCUCUCUCUCUCUCUCUCUCUCUCUCUCUCUCUCUCUCUCUCUCUCUCUCUCUCUCUCUCUCUCUCUCUCUCUCUCUCUCUCUCUCUCUCUCUCUCUCUCUCUCUCUCUCUCUCUCUCUCUCUCUCUGUGUGUGUUUUAAUGUUACUUAAGGUUGCAAAUGUAUCGUAAACUUCACACUAAUCUGAUUUUAUCCUCUUGUUCAUUAAGCAUAGUAGUACAUAGCCAAAAUGUACAUCAGAUUCAGGACCAUUUUCCGAAACAUUUUGUUUUGCCAUAGAUCCACUGCAUUCCAAAGGUUUUGGUGGAAGUAAUGUGAGUUCUUUAUGGUGUUAUGGUUUUAGUUAUGUACUAACAAGAUUUCUAAGUACAUAUUAUUAACAUGAGAAAUGCUCUUAAAUACUUAGCUAAUCAUUCUGUGGUCUUUGAAAAUACUCUUAAUGAGAGAGCAAUGUUUCUGAGUACAGACCUCAGUUCUACCCAGAAAUUUAAUUCAGUGUCUUCUCAGAACUGUUGGUGGAGCAUAUGGCUUGUGAGGCAUUGAUUGAUAUUGGUGUAUGUAUAUGGUAUCUGAUUACCAUUGAUGAAUUACAUAUACAACACCUUGAUAACUAAAAUUUUAGUUUUUGAUUAACUACUUGCAAAUGGUAAUUAGGUUGAAGUAUACAGUAUUGUUGUGUCUAUUGUAAGGUAACUGGCAUUGUCUUGAGAGGUUGUUAUGAUUUCUCUGGUUCAUUUCAGAAAUGGCCUUGCAUGAUAUUGAUUUUAGUACAGAGCCUGAUUUAUCACUCUUCUGCACGCAUACAUAUAUACACACACUAGCUUAAUUUUCUCAAUUUGCAAUUCAGAUUUAAAAGAUUGAAAAAAGAGUAGUCAGGACUCUCCUACUAUGAAAAAGUAAAGAACACAUUCCUGAAUAGAUUCAUUCCACAUAAGAUUAAGAUUACAAAACUUGGCAGGUCCAAUUCCACAAAGACCAAAAUGAUUGUUGUGAUAAUGAUGUGACUUAGGUAAUGUGACAUAUGUAGAUUUUAUAAUGAUAGUGUUUCGGUUCAGAAAAUCUUGAAGAAUUAAUACAGUGUAUGAUGAUUAGUAGUAUAUCAAAGCUCUAUUUUUGUGAAGGUAUUUAGUAGCUAGUUGACUACUGGAAUGGAGAUAGUUUACUGUUUUUUAUCUUGUGGAAAUGUACAUUGUUGAAUGGGCUUUAUAAUGCUUAAUAAAUUGUUACUGUUGA
This is a messenger RNA of Portunus trituberculatus (swimming crab), 3460 nucleotides long. RefSeq names its product glucosamine-6-phosphate isomerase-like (gene Oscillin). Bases 160 to 999 code for a protein of 279 amino acids. The transcript has 8 exons. NCBI's taxonomy places the organism in Eukaryota, Metazoa, Arthropoda, Malacostraca, Decapoda, Portunidae. Gene Ontology annotation, cellular component: cytoplasm. The record is from RefSeq and is a predicted model, not a curated record. Gene Ontology annotation, molecular function: identical protein binding; glucosamine-6-phosphate deaminase activity. Gene Ontology annotation, biological process: carbohydrate metabolic process; N-acetylglucosamine catabolic process; D-glucosamine catabolic process.